AAACACCCAUGCCUCUUCUCCUUCACCAGUCUCCACCUCUGUUCCACCAUGUCGCUACCAAAAGCCGCCACCCUCUUCCUCCUCUUCUUCCUCCUCCUCCUCUCUUCCACCACCACCUCAAAUGCACACAACAUCACACGCCUCCUCGCCAAAUAUCCCCAAUUCUCCACCUUCAACCACUACCUCACCACCACUCACCUGGCCUCCCAGAUCAACCGACGCCAAACCAUAACCGUCCUAGCCCUCGACAACACCGCCAUGUCGUCUCUCCUGGCCAAGCAUUACUCCCUCUACACCCUCAAGAACAUCCUCUCCCUCCACGUUCUCGUUGACUACUUCGGUUCCAAGAAGCUUCACCGCAUUUCCAAAAGAUCAACUUUGACUUCCACCAUGUUCCAGGCCACCGGCGCCGCCCCUGGAACUUCGGGGUACGUCAACAUCACUAACCUUAAAGGCGGAAAAGUUGGGUUCGGGGCUGAAGACAACGAGGGAAAACUCGAUGCUACUUUCGUUAAAUCCAUAAAAGAGAUUCCUUACAAUAUCUCCAUUGUGCAAAUCAGUCAUGCUUUGAAUUCAGCUGAAGCUGAAGCACCAACGGCGGCACCAAGCCAGCUUAACCUAACGGAAAUCAUGUCGAAGCAAGGGUGUAAAGCUUUUGCGGAUUUGCUGACAGCUUCGGGAGCCGAUGACAAAUUUAACGAAAACAUGGACGCGGGUUUAACGGUGUUUUGCCCGACCGACAGUGCCGUCAAAAGUUUCAUGCCCAAAUACAAGAAUCUGACGGCGUCGAAGAAAGUGUCGCUGCUGUUGUACCAUGGGAUUCCGGUGUUCAUGUCGUUGCAAAUGCUGAAGACCAACAAUGGAGUUAUGAACACGUUGGCAACGGAUGGAGCGAACAGCUACGAUUUCUCGGUGAGCAACGAAGACGAGGUGGUGUCCUUGGAUACGACUGUCGUGACCUCCAAGGUUUUGGGGAUUUUGAAAGAGGAAGAGCCGUUGAUUGUGUUCAAAAUCAAUAAGGUGUUGAUGCCAAAGGAGCUGUUCAAGCCGGUGGUAGCGAAGGAGGCAAAUGCGCCGGAGGCAGAUGCACCGGCGGACAGCGAGCCGGCUGAUGCGGAAGAUAACACUAAUGGGGUUCAAGGAUUGGGCGGUGGGAGAUUGGUAAUGGUGGUGUUGAGCUUGUGGAUUGGGAUAUUGUUGAUAUGAUUGAUUCAAAUUGCAACACAGAACACACAAUUCAUGUGAAAAUAUUUGGAUAUUUCCAGCAAUAAGUGAUCAGUCUCACUUCCAUGCUCUUCUUUUUCUUAUCAUUAUUUUGGUUGGAUAGAUUAUAGAGUUAUGAUGCACAUUGUUUGAGCUGUAAAUGCAUUUUUUCUUUUUGUAUUGUUUACAAAUAAAAUGGCCCAUGCAAGGCUGUAAAUCCAAUUUUCUUUUUAAA
Messenger RNA from Gossypium raimondii (Peruvian cotton), 1438 nucleotides. RefSeq names its product fasciclin-like arabinogalactan protein 2. The transcript is spliced from 2 exons. Bases 49 to 1206 code for a protein of 385 amino acids. Gene Ontology annotation, cellular component: plasma membrane. Lineage: Eukaryota; Viridiplantae; Streptophyta; Magnoliopsida; Malvales; Malvaceae. The record is from RefSeq and is a predicted model, not a curated record.